CACGGGUAAACAAUCUGAAGGAGUGGCCGAAGCUCUCAUCCACUGAUAUCACUCUCAGCCAAUGAGCAGAAGAUGCCUAAUCACUGUCAAAUAACCGUAUUUGCCAUUGGCUUGGUGGUGGAACAGGACCCUAGGGAGCCACUCAAGCAUCGCUCCGGGGACGGUCCCGUGCUCCUGCUGUAGUAAUCAAGUCGAACGGAGCGCAGCGCGGCGCGGCGCGGCCGUGUACCUGCUACUUUCCUUCCGUUAUGCGCGUCUCGUCACGGUGGAGCAAACGCACCAAUCUUAAACGCCCGAUAUCUGCGGUGCGGAACUGUUCUUCUCUCUCUGCACUUGGCUACAGUUUUACAGUUCAGUUCGACUCUCGUAUAUCUAGGUGGAUGAAUGUAAGAUUCUGCCGCACAGUUUGUACUCAGCACAGUAACGUUUAAUGCAAUAUCUAUAGUUUUCUUCAUGGCGUCUCAACAGCAGUCAAGAAUUCAGUCUUACCUGGAGAAAAAUAAAAUUGGAUCGUUGUUUGAGGAGAUGAUGGCCAGUCUGAUCAGCCAGACCCCAGACCACCCUGUCCCCUUUCUCAUCAGUCACCUGCAGACCAAGCCAGGCAGCCCCGGCAAGCUGCACAGAACACUGGCGGGCUCCGCUGCUCUGUGGGCCCAGAGCGAUGCAGCAGAGAGUAAAGGAGGUCCUGACUUCAGGAGUUACCAGAAGCCCUGGCAGAUCCACCCGAACAAACCCAAGAAAUCCAAGAGUGACCUGGCAGUGUCUAACAUCUCCCUUCCUUCAGCAGAAUCUAAGUCCUUACCGCGAUCUAUUGAGCAGCCGUGGUGGGAAUGGAGGGAGAGCGGAGACUUCAACCUCAUCCUGCAGGAGAGCAAGACACUGGGCAAGGCUCUGGAGAACCUGUCCCGCAGUAUCGCUGUUUCUGAUGAACUUGAUCAGAACCUGGGGGGGUAUAACUCAGGGCUGCAGCCCAGGGUGGUGGGGGAGUGGGCUGGCAGGGAGGAGGAAGACCCCGACCCACUGGCAGCAGAGAUGCUCCAACCCCCAGUCCCCAGGACCAAGACUGAGGCUUGGGGGAGCGCUGAUAGCAGCCCUGCCGGAAGUGGGAAGAGUAAAGGGUUGAAGCAGCAGCAGCAGCACCACAAGAGGCUCCUGGCGGCCAUGUUGUCCCAAGAAUCCUUUGACUCCGCCCAUAGCUCCGCCCCCUCACUCACUGAGGAGGAGAUGGAAGAUGAGGACGACGUCAUGGAGCUGCUGGAGGACCUAGAUGACCUGCGUAUGGAGGGGGUAACAGGGCUGGCUCCGUCAGGCAGUAAGUUCAGCCAGGGUCGUAGCUCCUACUGCCCAGAACCCCAGGCCAAGGUCACACUCAACAUCUGCUCUAGGUGUGCAAGGCUGCAAGGGGACAGUCUGUCGGAUGCCAGUAGACCAGCAGAGGAGCACCAUGGUCCCCCCCAGCAUGUCCCCACUCACGGACCCCCUUAUCCCCUUCACCUCUUCCCAGAACACACUGCUGUGAACAUGCCAGAUGGACAUGGACUUCCCCAUCGCCUACAAGCUGUGCCCGUCUCCUGUCCCGGGAUGGACACAGCCCUGGUUCGAGAUCAGGAAUGUGAAUCUGGGUCCCAGAUGUUUGUCCAACGCCGUCAGGCAGUCUGGGAGGCUGAUGUGAAGGUGGUUAGAGGAGGAGGAGGAGGAGGAGGAGGGAGCUCUUCCAGGGAGCUCCUGGGACAGACGGGAGGACUGUUACUAAGUGACUCCCUCUUCUCCAAAGAACUGGAGGACAUGGGCAAACACCUCGCUGAGGUGGAGAAGGACCUGGCCAAGCUGGCAGAGCAGGGGAAACUAGCCCAGCGGAGUCCCAACAGCCCCCACAGCUCUCUUCUACUCACCCCCUUGUUCCACACCUCUCUCCCGGCCUCACUCCCCAGUACCCUCCCCUUAACCGGCCAGCCUUCACGACCUCAGUCUCCCAUCCUCACCCGCUCAGCCAAGCCCAGCUCUAUAGGUUAUCCCCUGGUCAGUCCUAAACUCAGCCCCCUGCUCACCCGCAAGCCCACCUCCCUCACCAUGACCGGCAGCCACCGGACUCAUUCCCCCAGCAACUCCGGCAGCAGAAUUACGACCCCCAGAACCCCAAGCAGCAGACCGAUGACCCCCAACAGCCUGCUGACCUCCAAGUCGGCCAUGACGGCCGUGACCCCAGGGGUCGGUGUUCACGGAGGUCACAGGGGUCAUAAGGAGGUGACCUUCAGGAAGUCACGGAGCAGGCCGGUGACCCCCACCAGUCAGCCAACCCGACCCAGGCCCCUGCUCACGCCUCCUGGGCUGAGUACAACAGAUAGUCUGGGCAAGGCCUCCAGCCUCAAGGCCUAUCUGUCAGAGGAUGAGUUCUACAAGCAGCUACAGGCUAUCAGACAGCCGUGGCACAUUCCCAUUGACACAGAGAGUGACAUCCUGGAACCACUUGAGCAGGACAAGAGUGGGGUACGGGAUGCCAAUAAAAGAUCAGUGUUCUCAGGCCUAUAGAGAUGAAAACCAGAGAAAGAUUCAUUGAUCCAAUCAAAUAAUUAUGCAAAACCACUGGGCAUUUUCAAUAUUGUGUACAUUACCAUUCUUUUAUAUAUAUAAAAAAAGAUUGUAUACUUUUUCCACAGAAGUUGAUAUUUCUUAGACUAUCUAGCCCUUAGAAAGAUGUUUGAACUAUUGUGGGUAAAUAUGAGGACUUUAGAGUAUGAAGUAACACAAAAUAUUAACUGUUUGGGCUUUUUUUUAGCUUUCUUACCUCGUUUAGCGAUCUGAAAGAAAGAAAAAAAAAGCAUUUUGUGGUUGCCAAACCUUUUUUCUUGAAGCUAGAUACAGUAUAUAUCGAACACUUGUUCUCCCCACUGUAUAUAUUUUUUGUGAUGGUAGCAUAUGUACUGUAUAUAAUGCAAUCUCUGUUAUUCAAGUUAUUAAAGUGUGUGUUUAAAGGGGCUUUCAAAGGAAUACAAUAACGGAGCAAAAAAAAUCCACUUUGAUUGGAAGAUUAUUUUACACAUGGUUUUAGAGUUCUGUAGCUUUCAGGGGACUUGAAUACCCAGUGGGUGGGCCCAUGCCCACCAUUGGCUGGCGCCCCUGCCCAGUCAUGUAAAAAUCCAUAGAUUGGGGCCUAAUGCAUUUAUUUCAAUGGACUGAUUUCCUUAUAUGAAAUGUAACUCAGUAAAAUCGUUGAAAUUGUUGCUUGUUGCGUUUUAUAUUUUUGUUUCAGUAUAUUUGACUUUUGUAACACUGAUGACUGACAGGAAAAUACUUACAAGCCUGAUGUAAAAACUUUAAAUGUAUAUCAAAAAACGGUUUAUUUUUUAUGCAUUGACUGAACCAUUAAAAAUAAACCUCGAAAUGAUUGAUUCCAUGAUUUUACAUAAUUAAAGGCUAUCGUAACACUUCAAUUAUUUAUUCAGACAGGCCUGGGUUCAAAUACUAUUGUAAAAUCAUUAAAACAAAUAUUUUAGCUGCG
Messenger RNA from Oncorhynchus mykiss (rainbow trout), 3499 nucleotides. RefSeq lists its product as uncharacterized. Lineage: Eukaryota; Metazoa; Chordata; Actinopteri; Salmoniformes; Salmonidae. The record is from RefSeq and is a predicted model, not a curated record.